This is a messenger RNA of Cryptosporidium ubiquitum, 1896 nucleotides long. Its product is annotated as PP2C phosphatase. Lineage: Eukaryota; Apicomplexa; Conoidasida; Eucoccidiorida; Cryptosporidiidae. The transcript has a single exon. The record is from RefSeq and is a predicted model, not a curated record. The coding region runs from base 1 to 1896 and encodes 631 amino acids. Gene Ontology annotation, biological process: protein dephosphorylation. Gene Ontology annotation, molecular function: protein serine/threonine phosphatase activity.
AUGAACUCUACAUCCCUUCCUUUAAGGGCACCUGCAUCCUCAAUAAUAUCAAGGCCCGGAUAUGUAAUGGGGUACCCACACUCCUUUAAAGAGCAGGAGAUGCCAAUGGGUGGGGUUUUGAAUCCCCAGGUUCCAAUACCUGUUCCCAGUGAAAACUCAAAUUUCAAUUUUGAUUUUGGAAGAGGACAGAGAAUGGCAUCCGUACCGAGCAUGUCAACCCCACUGAAUGCCUUCCAGACCACAAAUAGCCAUGUGAAUAAGUCUGAUAGAUUAGGCUUCGCCGCAAAGUCUAUGACAUCUUCUUUUAAUGCUCCCACUGUUCCUCAAAGGCUACCAUCUCUUUCUCAAAUGCCAUAUCCGAGUAUGAAUAUUCCCUUUCACACCGAGCACUACUUCAACUCUAUUAAUGCCCAUCCAGGUUUUCUGCAUUCUGGACCUAAACCAGGAGUCCAAGGAAUGGUAAGAAAUAAUGUAUUUCAGAAUCAAAAGCAUUAUCCAAUGCAACCUCAGGUAAUGCCUCCACAGUACAUGAUGCAACAAUAUCCUUUUCAGUUUCAAAGUCAGCAAAGUCAGUUUGGAACAUCCAAUGAAAGACAAAUGGGAUUUGCUGGCAACAAUGUGGGUUUUAACCAUUCUAUCCCAAACCAGUUCUCUAUUUCUAAGCAAAUCCCGAUUAAUCCCACCAACUCCCAUAUGUUAGAACAUAAUAUAAUGCGUAUGAAUACCUAUAGUGCCGGCAUACAACCCCAAAUAAUGCAUCCCAACUCAUUCCAGAACAAUAGAGGGAUACAGAUUGCUAAUAGGAGCCAAGAAUUCUCCCAGAAAUUUGUUCCUGAUACCAGAGGAAACGAACAAACUUUGGUUGGGAAUUUCUUUCCAACUCAGAAUCUACCUCUCCCAGUAACUGGAGGGGUAACCAUCAAAGGAUAUAAGCCAACUGUAGUCACUGAGAAUCAGGACAAGUCAUUGAUCAUUGAUCUCGGCCCAAAUGCGUCUGCAUAUGCUGUUUUUGAUGGCCAUGGACCUCAUGGAGACGUUGUCGCUGACUUUGUAUCGAACAAAUUUACCUCUUCAAUAACACAACUUUUGUCUUCCUAUGUUGGAAACCUUUCUAAUACUGGUACUCCCACAAGACAGCAAAUUAAAAACUUCUUUAUAGUGCUCUUCCAUAACAUGGAUCUUCAGCUCUCUGAAUUAAGAUACGGAAUUUCAAUGUGGAGUGGAUGCACUGCAGCUGUCUGUAUCCGAAUUUAUAGCGAAGUUCACAUUGCGUGGGUGGGAGACUCCAGAGUUGUGAUAUACAAGUUCUCAAAACCUGCUGGAAAAGUUCAAGGCUCUAUGGAGAUUGAUUCUUCUUCAGUCGACUCCUGUGAGCCUUCUGUUUCGUGGUGGACAACCUCGGACCAUGUACCGAAUAGACCAGAUGAACUCAGCAGAAUCACUGACUGUGGAGCUUCUAUUACUGUUUAUUCUACGCCCUGGCUAAACAAAUCUACAACUAGAAUUCGUGAACAUGGGAUUGCCAUGAGCAGAUCCUUUGGAGAUAAGGCAGGAUCUCAGUUUGGAGUUAUUUGCAAACCAGAUAUGGCCAGCAUUAAGCUUCAAUCAAACGAUAGUUCUGGAGAAUAUGAAGAUAAGUGGGCCAUUGUAGUUGCAUCAGAUGGUAUUUGGGACUCGCUUUCCGAGGAAGAAGUUGGGUACAAGAUAAUGAAGGAACUUAUUUGGAGAGAGCCUGAGCUGUCCGUAGAACACUGUUCUCCCCAAAACCAGAACCAACUCCCUACACAAGAGGAAGUAACUAGACUUGCAAGCUCCCUUUCUUCUGAAGCUUGGAGCUUUAGGGCAUCUGUGGAGAACUAUAGCGACGAUACUACCUUGAUCAUUUCUAUAAUAUGA